AUGAAAUCACAAAUUUUCGCCAUUUUUAUAGUGUCCAUUGUUGUUUUACCUUGUUGCUUGUGUGCUCGAAUAUCUUCAUCAUCAUCUCAUGCAAGUUUUAACAGCUUCAAUGUUGUUGACUAUGGUGCCCAUGGGAAUAGUCAAAUUGAUGAUUCAAAAGCUUUUUUGAAAGCAUGGAAAUCGGUGUGUGAUGCAAGUCAAAAUGCGCCAACACUUGUCAUACCAAAAGGAAAAACCUUCAUGUUGCAACCCAUUUCAUUUCAGGGUCCUUGCAAACCUACCAAAAUUAACAUUAAGCUUGAAGGAACUGUGAUUGCCCCCAAAAAACUUGAAGGAUGGAAAUGGUCAAGUGAUGAUGAUGAGAAAGAUGCAUGGAUCACGUUCUCAAACAUAAGGGGUCUUGUUAUCAAUGGAGGUGGACAAUUUGAUGGCCAAGGUGCUUCAUGGUGGGGUUGUGAAAAAUGUAACCGACCAACGGCUUUGCGUUUUCAUGGGUGUGAAAACUUAGAUCUUAAUUCAUUGAAUCACAUGAAUAGUCCAAGAAGUCACAUAAGUAUAAACCAAUGUAAUCACUCACAAAUUUCUAAUCUUCGAAUUAGUGCACCAAAGGAAAGCCCUAACACUGAUGGAAUUGAUAUUUCGGCCUCCUCCAAUAUUCUUAUUACAGGAUCUACUAUAACAACGGGUGAUGACUGCAUUGCGAUUAAUGGUGGUUCCUCUUUCAUUAAUGUGUCUUCUAUUUAUUGUGGACCUGGCCAUGGAAUCAGUAUUGGAAGCCUUGGAAAAAAUGGAGCCUAUGAAACAGCACAAGAGAUACGUGUACAAAAUUGCAACUUCAGUAGAACUACAAAUGGGGCAAGAAUUAAGACAUGGAAGGGAGGAUCUGGAUAUGCUAAAAAUAUUAUAUUUGAUAAUAUUAUAAUGGAUGCAGUGGAUAUCCCUGUAAUUAUUGACCAACAAUAUAAAACGGAUGAUAUAAAAGUGAAAAAAGUGAAGGAUGAUAAAGCAGUAAAAGUGAGUGAUGUUACAUUUCUCAAAGUGAGAGGGACCUCAACUUCUGAAGAUCCGGUUCAACUUAAUUGUGAUGCCAUUGGAUGCACCAAUAUUAACUUGGAAGGAAUUGAUAUAACAUCGACCAAUGGGGAGAAGACACGUGCAUCCUGCAAAAAUGUACAAGGGAUAUGCUCUUCAUGCACUCCAAAUGUUCCAUGUCUUUCUAGUCAAAAUAAUUUAACAACUAAUAAGUUCUUGUAG
Molecule: messenger RNA, 1254 nt
Organism: Arachis ipaensis
Lineage: Eukaryota; Viridiplantae; Streptophyta; Magnoliopsida; Fabales; Fabaceae
Product: putative polygalacturonase At3g15720
Biological process (GO): carbohydrate metabolic process
Molecular function (GO): polygalacturonase activity
Source: RefSeq, a predicted model, not a curated record